UCUCCCCACCACCCACCAUUCAUCUACCCUCGCGUUUAUCUCUCUCUUCCCCUUCCUGGCGGCGACGGCUGGGCGAGCGGCGCCGCCCUUCGCCGCCGACGAGCAUCCACCAGGUACUCUUUUCUAUCUACCAUGUGCUGGGAAAUGAGGCCGCAGCUCGGGACUACGCGGCGCGCCAUCUGGAGAACCUGGCCCGUCCUAUGCUCACACCACAAGCUGCCCACAUCUUCCCACUCCGCAAAGAAGGUCUCCAUGGCAACCGCCUCUCUGCCGCCAGCCGAGAAGAAGAGGACGAAGAAGAAGGACACGGUCAUUGUCAUCUCAGGCCCGACCGGCGCCGGGAAGAGCAGGCUCGCGCUGGAGGUGGCCAAGAGGCUCGGAGGGGAGAUCAUCAGCGCCGACUCCGUGCAAGUCUACCGCGGCCUCGACAUCGGUUCCGCCAAGCCGUCCGCGGCGGAGAUGGACGCGGUGCCGCAUCACUUGAUCGACAUACUGGACACGACCGACGAUUACUCGGCUGGGUCCUUCUUCCGGGAUGCCCGCAGAGCGACGCAGGAUGUUCUUGACAGAGGCCGGGUGCCUGUUGUUGCUGGAGGGACUGGGCUCUACCUGCGGUGGUACAUGUACGGCAAGCCAGAUGUCCCGCAAUCGUCCAUGGGCAUCACUUCAGCUGUGUAUUCUGAGCUCGUCAGUUUCCGGGAGAGCGGACAGUGGGAGGAAGCGGUGGAGCUAGUGGCCCGGGCUGGUGAUCCCAAAGUUUUGGACUUGUCCGUGAAUAACUGGAAAAGGUUGAGCCGCAGGCUUGAGAUUAUCAGGUCAUCAGGCUCCCCUCCGUCUGCCUUUGCCUUGCCAUACAAUUCAUUUCAUGAGCAGCAUGACCCCGAGCUAACCGAGUCCUCCGCUGACGGAAACUGUGAAGCCACGAAGCUGGAUUAUGACUUCUUUUGUAUAUUCCUUGCGAGUCCACGCAUCGAACUGUACAGGGCACUUGAUUUGAGGUGUGAAGAAAUGCUGGCUGACACAGGAGGUUUGCUUUCAGAAGCAUCAUGGCUGCUUGAUAUCGGUCUGCAUCCGAAUAUGAACUCUGCAACUCGGGCCAUUGGUUACAAGCAAGCCAUGGAGUACUUGCUGCACUGUAGGCAGAAUGGAGGUGAAAGCACCCCGCAAGAGUUCCUCAAGUUUCUUGCCAAGUUUCAGAGUACGUCUAGGAACUUCGCAAAGAGGCAGCUAACCUGGUUCCGCAAUGAGAGGAUCUACCAGUGGGUCGAUGCUUCACAACCCUUCGAGCCAGUUGUUCAAUUUAUUUGUAAUGCUUACCAUGACCCUGAUGCAAGGGUGGUUCCUGAAUCACUUGAAAUGAAAAGGGAAAGUUGCAUACACAAAACCCAGGAUCUCAAAACCUAUCGCUCAGUGAACAAGGUGUUCCGUGGGGAUGAUAACUGUUCUCAUGUUUUGGAUUGGAUUAGGAGAACACAGGGGAAAUGAGGUCUAGUUCUACUCUCUUGUCAUGUUUUUUUCCACCUUGAAAAUGUCCUGCUUUUGGGUGCGUUGACCGUUUGGCGGAGGAUUUUUUUUAGGGCAAUACAUAGAUAAUUCAGGAUUUCAGUUUAUAGGUUUAAAUUUAGUUUUUCAUCAGAGUGCAAAUGCCUUGGCAAAGUGCCACAUUGGAAUGAAAAGUCAGGUUGCUUCUUUGGAAUCUCCCUCUUUGAACUUUGUAAGGAGCUUGGAUGCUAUUUUCUGGGGUGCACUGAAUUUCGUUAUUCCUUUUAGCUGGAAUUGAAUAGCAUACUUUGUGAAAUUGAGAUGAUAUGUUUUGAGUACUA
Messenger RNA from Setaria italica (foxtail millet), 1823 nucleotides. Its product is annotated as tRNA dimethylallyltransferase 9. The transcript has 2 exons. The record is from RefSeq and is a predicted model, not a curated record. Lineage: Eukaryota; Viridiplantae; Streptophyta; Magnoliopsida; Poales; Poaceae. Gene Ontology annotation, molecular function: tRNA dimethylallyltransferase activity. Bases 133 to 1485 code for a protein of 450 amino acids. Gene Ontology annotation, biological process: tRNA modification; cytokinin biosynthetic process.